Molecule: messenger RNA, 2351 nt
Organism: Alnus glutinosa
Lineage: Eukaryota; Viridiplantae; Streptophyta; Magnoliopsida; Fagales; Betulaceae
Product: cysteine-rich receptor-like protein kinase 44
Exons: 7
Coding region: 109-2139 (676 amino acids)
Biological process (GO): protein phosphorylation
Molecular function (GO): protein kinase activity; ATP binding
Source: RefSeq, a predicted model, not a curated record
GGCACCAACACGUACAACUCGAAAAGUCAGCCCAUGCACAAGCUCACCCUUGUCAAUAAAAGGCUGUUAUAAUCUUCAAGGCCUAAACAUUGCCAUUUCACGGAACAUAUGGCCAUGGUUUUCUCAAGAUUACUUCUGUUCCUCUCUGCCAUUUUCAUACUCGCUGCUCAAGCAGUCGCGCAGCCAGCUGCCUUCCUUUACCAGUACUGUUUCAACGACAACGGCAACUACACCGCCAACAGUACCUAUGAGACAAACCUCAAUCACCUCCUCUCCUCCCUCUCCUCCAACACAGAAAUUGACUACGGCUUCUACAAUUCCUCUUAUGGCCAAAACUCUGACCAAGUAUAUGCAACUGGACUUUGUAGAGGAGAUGUUAGCCCAGAUGAUUGCCGCGAUUGUCUCAAUAAUGCUACGUCUCUUAUCACGCAGAUUUGUCCCAAUCAAAAGGAGGCAAUUGGAGGGUACGACAAAUGUAUGUUACGAUACUCAAAUACCUCCAUUUUGGGUGUCAUGGAAACUCGUCCUGCUUUCUACAUGUGGAACUCGAACAACGUAUCUGCCAAUUACGUGGAUCAGUUCAACAAUAAUCUUAGUGCCUUGUUGCAAAGCCUAAGAAAUCAAGCAGUAGCAGGUGGUUCUCUACGUAAGUUUGCAGUAGGAAAUGCUACGGCACCGAACUUUCAAACAUUAUAUGCACUUGUACAGUGUACACCUGAUUUGUCUGAGCUAGAUUGCAACAAUUGCCUACUUGGGGCUUUUCAAGAUAUUCCAAACUGUUGCAAUGGGAAGGUAGGUGGGCGAGUCAUUGAACCCAGUUGUAAUAUCAGGUUUGAGAUCUACCAGUUCUACGACUCGACAGCGGCUCCGUCACCAGUAUCUCCUCCGCCACCAGUAUCUCCUCCUCCACCAUUAACCAACACUGAUACAACAAAAGGGAGCGGGAGCAACACAUCUAGGACUGUCAUCAUUAUAGUUGUGUCGACUGCUGCUUUUGUGGUACUAGUCAUCUCCUUCUGCAUAUUUUUCAGAGUAAGGAGGAAGCCAAGAGAAAAACUUGAAACUGUUGAUGAAAUUAAAAGCGUGGAAUCCUUGCAAUUUGACUUUGGCACUAUUAGAGUUGCGACAGAUAACUUCUCUGAAGAAAAUAAGCUCGGCCAAGGUGGAUUUGGUGCUGUUUACAAGGGUAGGCUCUCUGAUGGACAAGUUAUAGCUGUAAAGAGACUAUCAAUAAAUUCUGGACAAGGAGAUUUAGAAUUUAAAAAUGAGGUCUUAUUGGUGGCUAAACUUCAACAUCGUAAUCUAGUUAGGCUCCUUGGCUUUUGCUUGGAAGGAAGUGAAAGACUAUUAAUAUAUGAGUUUGUGCCGAAUACGAGCCUUGAUCACUUCAUUUUCGAUCCAAUUAAGCGUUUACAUUUGGAUUGGGAAAGGCGCUACAACAUUAUAGGAGGCAUUGCUAGAGGGAUUCUUUAUCUUCAUGAAGAUUCUCGACUUCGUAUUAUUCAUCGUGAUCUUAAAGCUAGCAACAUUCUUUUAGAUGCGAAAUUGAACUCGAAAAUCUCAGAUUUUGGCAUGGCAAGACUAUUUUUAUUGGAUCAAACUCAAGGGAAUACAAGUAGAAUUGUUGGAACCUAUGGAUAUAUGGCUCCAGAGUAUGCAAUGCAUGGACAAUUCUCUGUAAAGUCUGAUGUCUUUAGCUUUGGUGUAUUAGUAUUGGAAAUAGUGAGUGGAGAGAAAAACAAUUGCUUCCGAAAUGGAGAGAAUGUGGAGGAUCUUCUAAGCUACGCGUGGAAAAACUGGAGAGAAGGAACUACUUCAAAUAUUGUAGAUCAAACAAUGAGGCUUGGCUCGACAACUGAAAUUAUGAGAUGCAUCCACAUUGGGUUACUAUGUGUUCAAGAAAAUGUAGCUGACAGACCAACCAUGGCUUCUGUGGUUCUCAUGCUUAAUAGCUACUCUAUCACUCUUCCAGUACCCUCACAACCUGCAUUUUUUAUGUAUAGUAGUAGCAUUGACUCAGAGACAACAUCCCGAUGGGAGCAAAACACACAAGUUACAGAGUCAAAUAAAAAAUCAAAAAGCAACUCCAUCCAAGCCUCAAUAAACGAGGCUUCAAUUACUGAGCUCUACCCACGCUAGUGCUUUAGAAGCUACAAUUAAGAAUGUAUAUUUUGUAAAGUUAAACUACUAUGGUCUAUGACUAUGUACCAUAGUAGUAUAUUUAGUUCGUUGUAUCUGUUUGUAUGCUGCUAGCUAGAUCUGUUUGGUGGUCGAAAAAAAAAAACGUGUUGAUGGGGAGAUGAAAAUAAAAGUACAUUGUCCUUGAAUCCAAUUGAAAAUAACUUCUGUCC